Molecule: messenger RNA, 434 nt
Organism: Mycena citricolor
Lineage: Eukaryota; Fungi; Basidiomycota; Agaricomycetes; Agaricales; Mycenaceae
Source: the annotation of a GenBank genome assembly
UACAGCCCGGGGCCAUAUGCAAAUGAGAAGGAGCGAAGCCAGGUUGUUGGCGUGCAUUCGGCCGAGGCCGCCGCGCUGAGACGAAGACUAGGGUAAUCUCACAGAUUUUAGACAAAAGUAGAUGGUCUGAACGAAUAACGAGUUUGUCAAUGGCCGAUCAGAUGAUGAGGGACAUUGUAAUAGAGACGGCCAAGCUUGAAUUGGGCUAUAUACCGAAGGAUCGCAUGUCAGAACACUUCAGAACACACCGGAAGCCUGAUACUUCUGGGUACCCAGCGCGAGGCCAUCAGCAUCGCAAAAACCCAUGACCGCGGGUACGCGGAAGAGAUAGAAACGGAGAGGGCCAUCCUGCCAUGACUGUCUUGUGACGGUCACAUUAGACUUCGCACAGCUUUGCAUGUCCCCGCGCCACCAUCGCCCGGAUGAAUUCAGAG